Molecule: messenger RNA, 5205 nt
Organism: Rotaria sordida
Lineage: Eukaryota; Metazoa; Rotifera; Eurotatoria; Philodinida; Philodinidae
Source: the annotation of a GenBank genome assembly
AUGCCGUUGAAAGCUAGAAUCGACGAAAAAGCUUUUCAAAAAGCAAUUCAAUCACUGUGUAUCGAUGAAAUUGCUUUAUUAGACUGUUCUAAAUCAACAGCUGAUAUAUGGGAUCAUCUGUGUACAUUGAUGGGUAAAGCAAAGAACGCUCAAAAUCGCCGAGCGUGUUAUGAUGCAUGGAAAAACAAGCGAUUUAAAUCGCAAGAUAUUAACAAUACUAUGUUGCAACUACAGGAAACACAACAAUGUACUAAUAACACUGCUAAUCGACAUGAUGUUCUUGAAAUAGAUGACACACAACGCUUUGACAUGAUUAUACCUUCUAAUGUUCCUCAACAAAUCUCAUCAGGUUCAACUAUUAAUGGUUUUACUGAAAAUAAUGACAAAAUAAAAAAAAUAUCUAUCGAUGUUCAACAAUCCAAUACUGAAGCAGCUGUAAGAAACAAUUUAAAUGAUGUCCAAUUAGAACCAAAUGAAGACGAUACAUCGUCAAAUAACAUUAAUAAUACAAGUGUGGCAGUGUCACCUACUUCUAGUCCUCUUCAUUUGUUUAUGUCACCAACAUCAUCAUCAUCGGUUAUAAAUUCACCAACAAGCAACGAUAUUGAUUCGACAGCUAAAAAUUCUAACAAUGUGAAUGUUGUAUCUCGUCUGUUUGCACUAGCCAAAAAUGCUCUAGGUCCUACAAAAACGACUGAUCAUACUGUCAUCACUGAUGAAUACAAAAAUGUACUUACAUUUUUACAACGUCAAAAUGGAGAUUCGUCAACUUUUGGUUGUGAUAUUGAUGAAAUUCAACAAAUUGAAAAAGCAAAAGCAAUUGUUAUUUCUCAAAAUGAUAUGGAUAAAUUUAAACAAUUUCGAGAAGACUAUUUACAGAAGAAGACUCAAAAGAACACAACAACAGAUACAUUCGAUGAUCUUAAUACACGAGACAAAAAAAGAAAUCUCGAAUGGACUAUUCUUUUAGAUCGUUACAUAAAGCAAUCUAAUGACUAUUGUGUAUUCGUUUAUGAACGUCACCAUUUUACUAAUCGAACAAACAUUGGUAAUACAGAUCGAUUCUUCAUGAGUGCCGAUGCUCAUUGCAAAUUUAACUUAUGUACAUGUGAAUUUCAUGCCAUUAUAAGUGAAAAUGGUCGACUAGAAGUUGAUUAUUCUGGCAAAAUUGUACACAAAAAAGGUGAAUGUCGUGCUCGACCAAUACGUGGCUCUCGUCGUGAAGAAUUACAGCAAUUUACUAUGCUUGGUGCUACACCAGGUGCACUUCAUCUGCAACAACUUAAAUCAAUGUCAACAGCUAAUAAAGAAGCAGGAAAUAGAAAUGUUGCCGGAUCUAGUCGUUCAGUAAUACGUAAAAUAUCAAGUGAAGCUAAUGUUAAAUUACGUCGAGACGAUGAUUUAGAUAAAAGUCUUCGUGAAUUAAAAGUUGAACAAGCAAAGAAAAUUUUUCCUGGUGAAGUUAUACCUGGAUAUUUACAAGAAAUAAGUAUUGAUCCAUUACGAUUAAUUUGUUUUACCGCUGGAGGUAUAGCUGCUUACCAUCACUUCGCUUCUAGUAUGCCAUUAUCAUGGGAUGCAACAGGCGGAAUCAUAAUUAAUUAUAGUAAACGGAUCUUUUAUUAUGAAUUAACGAUGUCCAGUCUUCAAAAAGGUGGUUCAUCAUUUCCGAUUACGGCAAUGGUUAGUGCAUCUCAUGGUACUAUGGAUAUUGUUCAUUGGAUGAAUUGUUUUAUUGAAAAAUAUAAACAAGUCUACGGUUUUUCCAAUCAAUUCCCGAAACCACCUAUUAUUCAUUGUGAUCGUGCAUUAGUUUUUCUUCUUGCUAGUAUUCAAGUCUUCAAUGGUGAUGAAACUAUGGAUCGUUAUAUUGAGCGAUGCUGGCGAAUUAUUCAACGAACAGCUACCAAACGUGACUUAGAAAUAACAGUUGUACAUGCAUGUCUUGGUCAUUUUAUGAAAAACGUCAAACGGAAUGCAUCAAAAGUCUUAGGCAAGAAGCAGGUCUCACUUGGUAUGUGGUUCAUGGCAUUACUUGUUAACAGUAAUACAUUGGAUGAAAUGGUAAUUGUUUGGCGAAACAUCUGCAUUGUUCUUCUAAGUACUAAUCAAAAUGAUCAAUUUAAAAUAUCAUUAUCAACACUAUCCAAAAUGGCUGACCAGAUGAAUGGUGAUCCAGAGAAGACAAAUUUUGUUCUUCAAGGUGUAUCAGUGACUACGAAGGGACAAAUUUCUAGUAAUAUGAAUGCAGAUAACAACGAUGAUACUACACAUGAUGUUGGAACUGACGAAGACGAUCCUCUCUAUAUAGAAUCAUCAUUCAAGACAUUAUUUAUCACAAUCUAUCAACAGUGUAAAGAUUUAUUAAAGAUUUAUGAUGCUUCAGAAUGGAAAGAUCUACCGGCUAAUCCAUUAUUUUCAGUAGCAUAUUUAUCUCGUAUUCUUAAAUUAUACAUGCCAACAGCACCUAUUUGGAGCAAUCUUCUUCUCCGUAAUUUUGCUCAACGUUAUGGAUAUUCUUUAGAAUCGGUGAUAUCACCAUGUUCAUGUCAUUUUGGUCGAACAACUGGCGUUUCUGAAUCACAAAUGCGAGUAUUAAAAGAAGCAAUACUUAGUAAAAAGAUUUAUACAAGAGUCGAUGAAGUUAUUAGCAAAUUAGGAGAAACAAUUGAAGCAGUGGAAAUUCAGUUUGCCGAUUUUAUAUUAAUAAAAAAAACAAAAAGUCGAUUAUUGCCUGCGAACAAACAGAAAAAAAUUGAAGAACCAUGGGACAAACGUAAGAAGACCGUAAAACCUGCUACAGGUGUAUAUACGUCCAUGAAGCCAUCGAUAAAUAUCAUGGCUAUGGUGAAUACACGUUUGUUGGGUCGAAAUGAUGAUGCUAAUUUAGACAUUGGACAACUUCCAUUAUUCAUACGAUUCGAAAAUGCUGGUAAUACUUGUUGGUUUAAUAGUAUAUUUCAAAUGUUAUUAGCAUCUGGUCAUAUUGUUGAAACAAUACGCAAAUUUCAUAUUAUUGAUGAUGAUUUAGUACCGUGUAAAGUUAUGAUUUUAAGCAGGAUAUUAAACGCAUUCAUAUCUAAAUCAAUCAAUUGUCAUGCGGAUGGAAGAAAGGCUAUUAUAAAUAAAAGUUUUAUUAAAGAUCAGUUUGGAUUUCUGCGUUGGGCUGGCUUUAAUGUUGAAACCUAUAAACAAUACUGUGUGUUUGAUUUCUUUCAAAUAGCAAUCGUACCGAUGCUUUCAUUCUAUGAUAUUGAUUUUCAAUAUGUAUUAGAUAAAUCUAUGCAAUGUUCUUCCUGUAAAGAAAUAAUUUCAGUUACUCGACAAACAUGGGAUUGUCUUCUCGUAAAUCAAUCAACAAAUGAAGAGACUAUUGAUAGUAUUAUGGCUAAUCUAUUUGGUCCAGUAUUGGAUAUGCAGUUAUGUCUUAAAUGUUUAAAAAAUGAUCUUCAUUCUACAUCAAUGUCAAUAUUAAAUUGUCCGAAACAUCUUUUUCUUCGAUUUGAUCCACUCGUGACCAAAAAUCGGAAACGACCUAAAUUAACAGCACAUGUAGAUUUUGCAAAAAUUUUAUCAAAUAAUGUUAUAUACACUCGUUCAUAUUCACGUUAUACAUUACAAUCAUUUAUUGUAUUCAAUGGUACAGAUAAUGCUGGACAUUAUAUGACAUAUGCUCGAUCCAAACAAGACUGGUAUCGUCUCAAUGAUACAAAUACUACAUUAGUGGAAUCGUCAAAUAUUUUUGAAGAUCAAGAUGAAAAUUACUCAGUUAUGAUGGCUCAUUUUACUCGACCAUCUGAACUCGAUGUAUUUUCAUCGGCAUUAUGGAAUGUUUUCACAAAUUUUUCACCAAUAAAUGUAUCAUUAACACCACAUUUAUCAUUGAACGAUGCUGCAAAUUAUUUUGCAAAACAUUAUCUCAUCGAAAAUAAUCCACUUAACUUAGUUGUUGUUAAAUUUUUCAAUUGUUCAAUUUGUAAAACAGAAACUUUUACUAUUGCUCGAAUGCAUGAAAUUUGGGAAAUGAAAAAAGAUGCAUUACAUGUUACUUAUAAAAUGAAUUCUUUUAUGUACGAAGAAAUCAAAUGUUCUUCUUGUAACACAUCAGGAUUGACUAAUUUUGUUUUAUAUCAUAUACCACGAUUUCUUCUAUUGAAAACUGAAAGUGUUGAUAGAGAUUGUAUCAAUUUAAUUGAUGAUAUAGAUCAAAUUCGUAUUCGACCAUCUGAUACACAUUUACCAUUCGACUAUCAUGCGCAGACAUUCUUACUUGUACUUGAAGAAGAUGAUGUAGUUUAUCUUAGAAAAACUACCAACGGCUAUUCAUCUUUGAAUAAAACUACCGGUCAGUUUGUAGAAUUGCGUGAUUUAUCAAUAUAUGAAACAGGUCUAGCAUCACGUUGGACAAUAUUCGUUUAUGAAACUGAUGAAGAUGUCUUCUAUCCAUCAUUAAUCGAUAAAAUAACUUUCGAUCAAAGUAGUUUAGCAGAAGGUAUGGAACCAGAUAUAUGGACUAUCGAUACUGUUCAAGAUCUUUUACCAACAUUUACUGAUAUUUUAAAAGUCGGCCCAAUACAAAUCAAAAAAGAUGAUAUUAAAGUAUUGCUGGAUAAUGAUGGUAAUAUUAACGAUUUGAUUAUAGAUGCUCAUUUAUUUAUUACUGCAACUAAAGCACCAUUUCACAAACGAGUUUUAGCUCUGGAAACUUAUACAAUAUCUGAAAUUAUUGAGAAGAAACUAAAACACAUUAAAAAAUCAUGGUUUGAUUAUGAUAUUAUUUUAUGUCCAAUCAAUCAGAAACGUCAUUGGUAUUUAGUAAUAAUUGAUCUAGAACAAAAUUUAAUAAUUCAAUAUGAUUCAUUGCCAACACAUGAUAUACCACGCCGACAAAACCUUCAACAUCUUAUACAUAUGAUAAAUAUUCAUCAUUUCUUGAAAACUGGAACUGAUAUAGAUUUUCAUGAUAGUUGGAAACUAAGUGAACCAAGUGAAGAUUUCGACUUAUAUCAAAACGAUCAACAUUCAUGUGGAGUCCAUCUUUUAACACAAGCUAAAGCAUAUAUUAAUCGUGAACAACAUAAACCUAUUCCACAAGAUGAACUCAACUUAUACAGACAUCAAAUAGCUGAAGACCUACUUCGAAAAGCAGAACCAAUUUCCGAUGAUAGUAUAUCAGAUGUGAGUAUAAGUCAUUUCCAUAUAUAA